Molecule: messenger RNA, 849 nt
Organism: Cyclospora cayetanensis
Lineage: Eukaryota; Apicomplexa; Conoidasida; Eucoccidiorida; Eimeriidae
Exons: 1
Coding region: 1-849 (282 amino acids)
Cellular component (GO): mitochondrial large ribosomal subunit
Molecular function (GO): structural constituent of ribosome
Source: RefSeq, a predicted model, not a curated record
AUGCAGCGGAACGCCUCCCUUUUCGGCAAAUAUCUGCGCUGUUUGGGUCGGACAGCUCAGAAGGGCUUCAAGAAGAAGCAAAUCCUCGCCCCCAUUCCGGUGAAGGCAUACGGCAGGCCGCCCUCUGCCGCCUCGCAGUGCGGGUUGUACCACGACGAAGACUACAAUUAUCACACAAAGAUCUCCUUCUCCCUCCGUAAACACCGCCGCAAGUUGAAGCCGAAUGUACUGAAGAAGGAUUUUGUGUCGGAGGCGCUGAACACCACGCUCAAGAACGUGAAGGUCACGACGUCUGCGCUCCACGCGAUCGACGAUGCCGGUGGUAUUGACGCGUAUGUGUGUCGCACUCCUCCAGAAGAGCUGCGCAGCGUCUUUGGGGAGAAGAUGAAAGCUGUCAUGCGUUUCUACGAGCUCUCACCCGACGUCAGGCGCUGGGCGAUGCCGUGGAAGGCGUUCGCCAGCGCAGCGGCACGCGAGGACCCCUGCCUCGCACUGUAUCGACACCUGAGGGGAAAAGAAGUGCACGAGGCGAGGCUGCGGCAGGAGCAGCGGUUGCAUUCUCCCUACUUCCUACCACCCCUGCAGAGCAUGCACCCGAUCAGGCAGCAAUUUCCGGAGGCAGCAGCGGAGCCACAGCCGCUACACUUGGGGUGGGCUACAGACUCUGCGCAUGCAACGGCCUUCAAGCGGCGCAUUGGAAUGGCUGUCAAUCAGGUGCGAUCACACGCCUCGCACGAAGCAGAGGACGGAUAUCGAACCGGCAACAACAGGGGAGGAGGAGGCCAAAGCGGCUCUUCCCUCCGCAAGAGAUCCAAGACACACAAAUGGCGAGAGAUCCGAGCUUACUAA